AGGGGUGCGCUGCGUCAUUGGUGGAGGGGGGGCUGCAGAUGGGUUUGGAGGCAGCAGCCCCUGCACUGUCCUGGCGAGAGGGCAGUUCGGUCCGCAGGACUACGGUGCUGAUUCCCUGUAAACCCCUCACUUACCUUAUACUCGAGCUGCUCGUGGGUACAGUGGAAAGAAGCCCAAAACGGGGCUUGGUCAGUGAGGGUACAUAUUUUACCUCUUGGGGUCUAGGAGAAAAGAGUUUCAUCCUUCCUUCCUUCUUUCCUUUCCUUCCAGUUUGCAAAGUGAAUAGCGGUCCUGUCAGCAAAUCUUUGGGAGACAGCAGAAGAGCUUAAUCAGGAAGUCUACAGGCAAAGGCUUUAAAUACUCUAAAUUACCUGGGGUCAUUAAAACAGUGGGCGUAGAGCUCAUUCUGUGUCUGCUAUUAGGGCCAGAUUUCUUCUGAUGGCCAGUACCAGAUAGCACCAAUGUCCGAAGAGCAAAUGCACAUAUAUAAAAAUAGGGAAACUAAGGCCUUAAACACAAAUUGCAUUAGAGAGGCAUAUUAUGAGUUUUCAGAAUGACUUCCUUGGCUGACAUGCCCCCGAAUUAUGAAACGAUGUUUGCUCAUCGAUUCACAUCAGAAGAUAAAGAAUACCAAGAAUACCUGAAACGCCCUGCAGACCCCCCUCCCAUAGUUGAAGAAUGGAGAAACAGAUCUGGUGGCAACCAGAGAAACAGAGAUCGGUUUCAAGAUGGCAGAUAUUUCAGAGGGGACAGGUACAACUGGCACGGUGACUACAGAUCUAAUCAGAGGCCAGAAAGAGGUUGGGGUAAUAACUACCAGCAGCACAGACAAGGACAAUACGGCUCAUCCCACUACGGACAAUAUGGCUACAACUCCUACAACCCAGGACCUCGCUACCAUCCCUACUGAUGGACCUGGGGAUUGAAAGUCCAGUAAUGCUAUGUAAUAAAUUCAGUUAGCUUUCAGUUUUUUUAUUUUUCCACAGUUUUACAGAUAACUGAAGAAUCAGUCCGUUGCUGUUUCUCUGUAGUGUGAAAUGAAAAAGGGAAUGCCUGUUACGAAUAAUAAAAGCGUAUUAUACAGAGUUUGUUUAGAGUCUGUAGAUUUUAGAUUAAAUUUCUAUCUUGUCCUUUUGUCUGAAUAUGUACUAGUACACACCUUUUGUUCCACCACUGAGAUUUCUGUCAGAUUUUAGAAAACAAAACAGGGGAGGAUAGCUGUGGUUUGUGUGCAGCCUGUAGUAGUGGCACAUUGCCUUAAGAUAGUUCUUUUUGAAAAUAACUUUUGUCUUUCUGUGGAGAGAAAUUCUUAGUUUGGCUUUUGAUGGUGAGAAAAGUUUAGUUUGGUUUCACAUGCCUUAAAACUGAGAAGAGAGAUCCUAUUACAGAUAUAUUUUCUGGGGUCAGCAUAGUGUCUGUUUACUCAAUGGCUUCAAUUCAUUUGCAGAAUUCCUCUUAAAUGUGGUCUGAAAGUUGGAAUAAAAAUAAGUAGUUAAAUAUGGAUCUUCUUGUUGUAGCAGUUCAGUGAUAUAUAAGUUUACCUCAGAAGUGGUAUCAGAUUAAUCUGUGUGAUCUUAAAUAAGUUUGGUAUGUACGUGACACAUUUUGGAAUUCCCAUUUUAGUAAACCUGUAAAAAUUGACAAUAUUGUAGUUUGUAUAAAAUACUUUGUGCAUGUUAUAGUACUGCUCUGUACUUUUACCUGCAUGAGAAAAUAGCAUAAGCAGAGCAGAGUGUUAUUCACUUCCUAGAAUUUAAGAUUUAUGGGGGUUUUUUUAAGUAUUCACACAAUAAAGGUAUAGUUCACAUGUAA
Molecule: messenger RNA, 1812 nt
Organism: Pseudopipra pipra
Lineage: Eukaryota; Metazoa; Chordata; Aves; Passeriformes; Pipridae
Gene: RAMAC
Product: RNA guanine-7 methyltransferase activating subunit
Exons: 3
Coding region: 554-910 (118 amino acids)
Biological process (GO): RNA 5'-cap (guanine-N7)-methylation
Cellular component (GO): mRNA capping enzyme complex
Molecular function (GO): RNA binding
Source: RefSeq, a predicted model, not a curated record